Messenger RNA from Zerene cesonia (dogface butterfly), 858 nucleotides. RefSeq names its product collagenase-like. The coding region runs from base 1 to 858 and encodes 285 amino acids. NCBI's taxonomy places the organism in Eukaryota, Metazoa, Arthropoda, Insecta, Lepidoptera, Pieridae. The record is from RefSeq and is a predicted model, not a curated record. Gene Ontology annotation, biological process: proteolysis. The transcript is spliced from 5 exons. Gene Ontology annotation, molecular function: serine-type endopeptidase activity.
AUGAAACUAUUCCUGGUAGUCGUCGGUCUCUCAGUGGCAGUCGCCGCUCCUCAGUAUGAGCCCAUAAUCACGGACUACCACAAUGUGAUUGGUAUUCCUGAAGCUGCCCGCAUCAAAGCGGCAGAGGCUGCCCUGGACUUCGACGGCGCCAGGAUCGUAGGUGGUUCUACAUCCAACCUAGGCCAGCACCCUCAUAUGGGUGGGUUGGUGAUCUCUCUUACCUCUGGAGCAACUUCCGUCUGCGGGUCCUCCCUGAUCAGCAACAACAGGAUAGCUACCGCUGCUCACUGCUGGCGCACGCCUGUAUCCCAGGCUAAUCGCUUCACCGUCGUUCUUGGCUCCAUCCGCCUCUUCUCUGGCGGUACCCGCAUCAACACCAACAGUGUGACUAUGCAUGGAAGCUACAACAUGAACACCCUUGUGAACGAUGUCGCUAUUGCCACCAUUUCAUGGGUGAACUUCAACAACAACAUCAGAGCUAUCGCGCUAGCUUCUGGCAGCAACCAAUACGUCGGUGUUACCGCUACUGCUGCAGGCUUUGGCAGAACUGGUGACUCCGCUUCUGGAGACAUCACCAACAACCAGCCCUUGAGACACGUUAACUUGCCCGUAAUCAGCAAUGCUGAAUGCGCUCGUGUUUUUGGAUCAACCACAGUCAUCGCCUCUACACUCUGUGUCUCCGGUGCCAACGGUCGCAGCAUUUGCACUGGAGACUCUGGUGGCCCCCUCACCAUCAACAACAAUGGCCUUCUGGUGAUUGGUAUCACCUCCUUUGGACCCCAAGGCUGCCAACGAGGAUUACCGGCUGGUUUCGCAAGAGUUACAUCAUUCCAGUCCUGGUUCCGUGCCCGCAUGUAA